This is a messenger RNA of Scatophagus argus, 738 nucleotides long. RefSeq names its product hemoglobin embryonic subunit alpha-like. Gene Ontology annotation, molecular function: iron ion binding; oxygen carrier activity; peroxidase activity. Gene Ontology annotation, cellular component: haptoglobin-hemoglobin complex; blood microparticle; hemoglobin complex. The transcript has 4 exons. The record is from RefSeq and is a predicted model, not a curated record. Gene Ontology annotation, biological process: hydrogen peroxide catabolic process; oxygen transport. The coding region runs from base 231 to 665 and encodes 144 amino acids. NCBI's taxonomy places the organism in Eukaryota, Metazoa, Chordata, Actinopteri, Scatophagidae.
CUUCUGGCUGCAGCUCUCUAGUGGUACUGCCGUCCCAGGGAGGACACCACCACGGACAGGAACUUCUGGAAGGCUGCCUGCACCUCACCAGUGAAGUCUUUGCCCAUCUUUGCAGCAACCACAAUGCCUCUGGUGGAGGUGGUCCUGGAGGUGUGUCCAGACUCUUUUCGGAGCAUAAAAAGCCCCGACUUUUCGGACUGAUCACUGCAUUCAGUAACACUCGAGGCAAGAUGACCACUCUCACCCCCAAGGACAAGGACACAGUCAGGGCCUUCUGGGCUAAAGUGUCUCCAAAGGCUGAUGAAAUCGGCACCGCCGCUGUGUCCAGGAUGUUGGCUGUGUACCCUCAGACCAAGACUUACUUCGCCCACUGGAAGGAUCAGAGCCCCUCCUCUCCCUCCGCCAAGAAGCACGGAAUAACCGUGAUGAAUGGAGUCGGAGUUGCUGUGACCAAAAUCGACGACCUGAAAGGAGGCCUUCUGAACCUGAGCGAGCUGCACGCCUUCACUCUGCGCGUGGACCCCGCCAACUUCAAGAUUCUCGCCCACUGCAUGCUUGUGGUCCUGUCCAUCAUGUUCCCCAACGACUUCAGCCCUGAGGUCCAUGUGUCCAUGGACAAGUUCCUGGCUGCUCUGGCUCUGGCCCUGUCCGAGAAAUACCGAUAAACUGCUGGAGAAGAAGACUGCAGCAUGAGCUUUACACUGCAUACUGAUUAAUAAAUGCAUGGAAGCAAAAAAA